This is a messenger RNA of Penicillium nucicola, 7800 nucleotides long. Its product is annotated as guanine nucleotide exchange factor DCK1. Gene Ontology annotation, cellular component: cytoplasm; plasma membrane. Gene Ontology annotation, biological process: transmembrane transport; small GTPase-mediated signal transduction; calcium ion transport. The record is from RefSeq and is a predicted model, not a curated record. The transcript is spliced from 3 exons. The coding region runs from base 1 to 7800 and encodes 2599 amino acids. Lineage: Eukaryota; Fungi; Ascomycota; Eurotiomycetes; Eurotiales; Aspergillaceae. Gene Ontology annotation, molecular function: guanyl-nucleotide exchange factor activity; calcium:proton antiporter activity; small GTPase binding.
AUGCCCUGGCGGCCGCUGCCUCGAAUCGCCUUUGCCGUCGCCAUAUACCCCUUUCAGCCUUCCUCCCCGGCCGACCUUCCAUUGGAACUUGGCGAUGAGUUAUACAUAAUUGAACAGGGUGGAGUGGACGGUGAAUGGUGCCGAGGCUACCUCGUUGCGCCGCCGUCAUUGCUGGCGGGAUUGACGAGUACCAAAGGCCAGACACUUGAAGCUCGUGUGUUCUCGGGUAUCUUCCCACGAAACUGCGUCGAGAUUCGGGAAGUACUUGGUGAGGGUGAUGGCCAGAGAGCAAUGCUCAAUGGCGAUCGGAAGAGCAUCGACAGGCUGACCUUGUCCGGGAUUGAAGGAGACUUCAUGUCCCGGAAUAGCCUGGUCUAUUCGGAGUCCUACUUGGGAACCGAGAUAUCGGAUGCCGUGUUUGCGAAAAAAGGGAAACCCUCUCAUAUUGUCAUUCACAAGACCGACGAGCGAGACUUGUCCAGUCCGCGAUCUGUACAAACAUGGCGUUCUGGUUCCAUUCCACAUACCCCCGUGUCCAUUUCUCCUCGUGACCCGAACGCGCCCAAGCCAGCUGCCCCAGUCCCGAUGCUGAAAAUUGGUGACGAGACUCCGACCUCCCUUACAGAGCCACUGGUUGAUGAGAUCGCAUCAUGCCUGCGCGAAUGGCAUUCGACGAAUUUACAUGAGCUCCUUUUGGUUCAGCAGUAUGAUGUGCUGGAAGAAAUGUCUACGAUGGUGCAGGAGCUAGAUUUCGCGAGACGCCAAUUACUACACAACGUUUUAACCUGCCAGGAGAAGGAAGUUUUACGGGAUGAGACUGUCUGGAAAUUGGUCAAAGCCAACAAAAUGCUCAGUGGAGAUGUUAUUGUGCGGGAUCCAGAGCAGCGAGGCCGUUUGCUAACAGGUGAGGAUUCUGCUAUCCAGCUUGCAAAGCUGCAGUCCGAGAUGAGCAUGCUGGAGUCCCGUCCCACCACGACUUCCGAUGCGACGGCGCUUCAUCAUUUGCUACUCGAUAUCAAUGCGGUAUCAGGCAAUGCCCCAGGGCCUGUGACUAUCGGGAUUCAGCUCUUUUCCCGUACAGACUCUGGUGUAUUGAGUCCAUUAUCGGAGACCUUCAGUCUAGAGAUUCCGUCUCCUGACAAGUUCAUCAACAUGAGUCAAAGCAGUAAACUGAAGACUCUUUUCACCGAGUUGGCCGCCACGGAUAUCGGAGAUGGAUCUGCCAAUGGGCGCCAGCUUUAUCUAGUUGUUACUGUCCGUGCUCCAGAGACACGGUCGACCGUUGAUACAACCCCUGUAUCAAGACCCUCAAUUUCACGGGAAAGCCCAACUCCGGCCAAAAGUGCAGGAGCCAAUGGCAUUCAGCCUUCGGCCAAGGGUAGCCUGAAAGCCCGGCGCAGCAUGAUGUGGACACCAAAAACUCGCGGGCCAAGCCUGGAUCAGUCAAGUCCAACUAGCCAAGGACUUCCGAGACAAUCAAGCAGCUCAUCCAACAUUAAAGAGCAACCUACUGCUCAGACUACCCCGUCAAAGGAGAUCUUAGCGAUCCGCACCGUUGGCGUUGGGAUCUUGGAGAUCUCGCCGAUCCUUCGGCAAGAUCGAGAUGCGGAGCAGGUGAUCAACAUUUGGUCUCCACGUCAGAAUGGUGAAGACGGCGAGGGAUUGACAGAAGGCUUCGACAAGCUGAUAAAAACAUUGCUCCCCAGCCCAACCGGUCGGUAUGCGCGUUGCGAUUCUGCUGCGCGUCUACAUCUUCACCUGCAUCCUUUCGUCAGUAGUGACCCCGAUGCUUUAAUCCGCCAGAACCCUACGAUUCUACAUGAUGUCGUUCAGACACAGCGUAUUGGAUUCUCGAAAGCCCCUACGCGGCCGCGGUCUGACAUCUACGUCACUCUCUCCCAAGCUGUAUUCCCCACCGACGCACUUCUGUCUCAUCCGCAAGCUGGCCAAAUACCUCUGCAGGCGACAACAGGUCUCCACAACCUCCAGCUUACCCUGGAGGUCCGUGAUGCUAAAGGAGCGCGCAUCGACAAAUGUGUAUACCCUUCGUCUGCCAAUGCCAGCAACACGGCAUGGCGCACCACGAUCGCCCAACGAGGCACACCCUGGAACCAGACCAUCCGCCUUAAAAUUCCCAAAGAGCAAAUUCCUGGCUCUCAUAUCGUGAUGAGUGUCGCGGACGCACCAGAGUUCCCAUUCGCUCUCGCCUGGAUGCCUCUCUGGGAUCAACAGGCGUUCAUCAGGGACGGUCGCCAUUCUCUUCUGUUGCAUGCCUAUGAUAAGCAAACAUCCAGUAUUGAGAAUGGAAAGGGUGCUUAUCUGAAUCUCCCUUGGAGUGCACUUGGCAAGAAUGAAUCUGCCAAAGAUGAAGAUGUGACCGGUCCAUUGGCCACUCUUCACCUCGAAACUCACCUGUGCAGCACGGAGUACUCACAGGACCAAGUGAUCCUGAGUCUCCUGAACUGGCGGGAACGUCCCGUGGAUGAAGUCUUGGAUACACUCAAGCGAUUACUCUUCGUUCCUGAGAUAGAAAUCGUGAAGCAGCUCAGCGGUGUCUUUGAUGCGCUCUUCGGAAUCCUGGUGGAGAAUGCCGGAAAUGAGGAGUAUGAGAACUUGAUUUUUAAUAACGUGGUCACUGUCCUGGGUAUUGUUCACGAUCGACGAUUCAACCUCGGCCCACUGGUCGACCGCUACGCUGAUAAUCAAUUCAAUUUCCCAUUCGCCACCCCUUGUCUCAUUCGAAGCUACCUGCGCCUUCUGAGUGCAGGUACCGACGGUCAACAAUCCCGCAGCCUUCGCGCUGCUAUCAAGGUCGGACGCCAUAUCUUGAAGUUCAUCAUCAAGGCUCGCGAGCAGCAAAAGGCAAAGGAAGAAGGCAUUGGUAUCACCACGGUGCAGUCCACCUUCAACCGAGACAUGCACACGAUUUUCAAGUCUCUGGAAAUCUUGAUAAAGAACCCUUCGCCGGCAUUGGUGGGUAGCAAGACACUCGUGGUCCAGCACUUCCAUACCUGGUUGCCUGAGCUAUCUAAGGUACUGGGCAAGGAUGAAAUGAUUAUGAUUGCUUUGAGCUUCAUGGAUUCAUGCAAAGACGUAACAGGCAUGUUGAUCCUCUACAAGCUUGUUCUCAUCCAGAACUAUACCCAAUUCGAGCUCUUCGCUUCGGGCGAGGAGAGAAGGACAUUGAUUUCCAGUUGUAUUGGCUGGUUAGCCCCGUACUGGGGCUCUACCUCGACUGUCUCGGACUUGUAUCGUGAUCAAGUUCGGUUGAGUAGCUCGAUUGUUGCUCAAUUGCUCAGCCAACCCGAUCCUCAGCUCUAUGGUUUCAUGCCUAGCAUCGUUGCCUCAUAUUGUGCUAUCUCGGCCGAAGGAGUUGACGAGUCGGAGUACCUAUCUUUGCUUUUCAGCAAGGCGUUCCCAUUCCAGAUGAAGACUGCCAAGUCCCCUCAAAGCUUUGAUGAAUCUUUGGUCGAGUUAUCUGCUCUCAUGGCGGCUAUUUCCAAGAUUGUGUCUCCCAAACUUCCCUCCUUGAAAGAUCUGGAGCUGGCAACAUUUGUUGCGCAGACUCUCGAGGCUCACAACUCCAUCCUUGAUUGUGAGGCGUACCCCGAGACUUGGUUCAGUAUCCAUGUAUAUAACCACCGUGCGACCAUCAAAAGUCUUGAACAUAUUGCUGUCUUGCUAAUUGAAAGACUGCUCCCGGCACCCGAUGAUGCCGACACAUUUGAUACCAAGCUGUGGGAAUCAUUCUUCACAACAUUGCUGAAGGUGAUCUCUAGCGAUGUUUUAGCACUAGAGACGUUCCCCGAGCAGAAGCGACGAGCUGUGUGGAAGAUUGCUGGUGAUGUGCGCGAGCAAGGCGCAGAUCUGCUACAAUCUGCCUGGGAAGCUAUUGGCUGGGAGACUACAGACGAUGAGAGGGAGCGUUUCAAUCUGAAGCGUCUUGGUGGAUACCAGGUGCAGUAUGUUCCUGGCCUGGUUCCUCCAAUUAUCAGUCUGUGUCUCAGUGUUCAUGAGGGACUGCGACAUGUUGCCGUUCAGAUUCUUCAGACCAUGAUCCUCAGUGAAUGGGACCUGAAUCAAGAUAUCUCAAUUAUUGAAACUGAGAUUAUCUCGAGUCUGGAUACUUUGUUCAAAUCCAAGCACAUGAAUGAAAGUGUCAGUCAAAAGAUAUUCAUUGGCGAGCUGCUGGAUCUCUUCGAGAAUGAGACUAUUGCUGAUGAACUGCUAUCAAAUACUGUCAAGAGCCUUGUUGGAACUGUCGAUGAACUCUUGGAUCUGCUGGUUGCUUCUCAGAGCGGUGCCUCAACUCAAAGUCUUCACGCUCUGAAGCUGAUGGAGUACAUGAAGGACAUGGGUCGUGAGGAUAUCUUCAUUCGCUAUGUCCAUGAAUUAGCUGAAGUACAAGCCGCGGCAGGCAACUUCACCGAAGCCGGUCUAGCCCUCCAGUUCCACGCAGACCUCUACGAGUGGGAUCUCACCAAGACCAUGCCAGAACUUCUCACUCCCGAGUUCCCAGCUCAAAGUGCCUUUGAUCGAAGAGAGUCAUUGUACUUCUCUGUUAUCCAGCACUUCGAGAACGCCAUGGCCUGGGCCCCCGCUCUGACAUGCUACAAGGAGCUGGCAGCUCACUACGAGCACACGACAAUGGACUUCGCCAAACUGUCUCGAGCCCAGAGUUCCAUGGCUCGGAUUUACGACUCCAUCGCCAAAGGUGGCAAGCAAUUCCCGCGGUACUUCCGCGUAGCCUAUAAGGGCCUCGGAUUCCCUCCUAGUCUGCGCGAUAAAGAGUUCAUCUUCGAAGGCUCACCAACAGAGCGCAUGGCCUCGUUUGUGGACCGCAUGCAACGCGAACAUCCCACUGCGCAGAUUACAUCUGCCAACGAAAUUCCCGAUUAUGAAGGCCAAUUCUUGCAGAUCAGUGCUGUCAGCGCUUACCGUGACGUGACACACUCUGUGUACCAAAGGUCCAAGGUUCCGUACUCUGUGCGUGAACACUUACUCAUCUCGGAUCCUUCUCGGUUCUCAGCCACGUCGCGCCGACACACGAGUAGCUCGGAUGUGCGUGAGCAGUAUGUUGAGAAGUUUAUCUUCACUGUUUCAGAUGCCUUCCCCAAUAUCCUUCGACGAAGUGAGAUUAUCUCUUCGGAAGAGGUUGCUCUGUCUCCCUUGCAGACUGCUAUCGAGCGAACGUGGCGGAAAACUCAGGAGCUUCAGCUUCUUGAGCGUCGGGCUGCUUCUGGUGAGGAUUCCUCGCUAUCUAAUUUGACCGAAGCCCUUGAGCAAUUACUGGAGAACAGAUCAUCUACUUCGAACUGUGUGGCAUUGUAUCGCCAAUUCCUUUCUGAUGCUGAUUUGGCGAGGGAGAGGCUUCUGGAGGAAGUAGAUGAAGAUGCUUCGGUUGCAGAAGUAGUGCCGGAAGCCGCAGACCCCAUGGAGAAUGCGCUCGCCGUUGCACUUGUUGACCAUGCCUUGGCGAUUAAGCAUGCUCUGUCUCUGUACCAGCGUCCUGCUCAUCAAGCUACUCAAGCCGAACUCCUCCGCCGCUUUGAGGGUGUCUUUGAGCCCGAGCUGGCUUCUCUCACAACUGCUCCUGCAGAAUACUCCUCGCCUACGCCAACCCAGACGGCCCGUCAAUCCCCAAACUCAAGUGACAUCCGCCGAAAUCAAUCCGCCCAGCGAGCUGCCAGUCCGGAGCAAGACAUGCGCGCCUCCCGUGGCAAGGCCCACACGCGCAAACGUUCUGAGCGACAGUCCGUCAGUCACCGGAUUAGCAUCAUCAAUCCUUUUAAGCGUUCCCACGGCGCUUCAAACUCGAUUUUCACCAUCCAGCAGUCCGACAGCAAGGGCCAGAUAGUCGACCAAGAAGAGCCCGAAGAUGAUACGGCCACGAUCCACAGCCGGACAACCAGCCACUCCCGCGGCGGCCGCAGUGAGAAACGACGCAGUUUCUUCGGCGGAGACAGGACGCAUAAGCACGGCUCCACUCCAUCGGUCGGCGGUGCAGGCCAAGACUCCCAACCCUCCUUGAACACCAAACCUUCGCGAAAUCUCUCUCGAGAUACAACCGGCCAAUCCCACGAUGGCCGCAGCCGCGCCGGCUCCCAACACCGCGGCCCAACAGCCAGCGGUGCAGCCGGCCCGGACCGCCCAGCACCUGCUUCCAGUGGUGGUUGGUCCACACUCCCGCCCACGCGUGAUUAUUCCCGGCCUGCGACCAGGGACAGUAACAUGAACUCUGUCACGCUGACGACGACAAAUGGCACAGCGCCUUUAUCUCCUGUCAGCAAUGGCAGUGCCAACGGGAAUCACAGUGGCAUGCGUGACUCUGUCUUCCGGCGAUUCAGUAUGCUCAAAGGAAAGGGAAUUGGUCGCAAGACUAGCCGGAUGGAUUUCAAAGCUAAUGGCACGCUGCAGGAGGACUUCGGCCCUGGCCGCAGAAUGUCAUCAGGAGGCACCGGCAACAACAGCAUAAACGGCCUUCGUGGCCCCGGCGAGCAAGAUGCCCUGCUGGGCUCGCACCGUGCAUCCUCCUUCUCCGGCCUUGCGCCACACGCGCAGACCGAGCAUGGACAUCAUCACCACCACCCGAAGGAUAGUCGCGUGUGGGUGGCGUGGCCUAUGCAUGUUGUGCAUUUGACGUGGAAGACCCUUGUGCGCGAUUAUGUGAACUUGCUCCUUAUUAUGGUGCCGUUAGGUAUUGUGGCUGGUGCUCUAGGCUGGGAUUCGACGGCUGUGUUCACGUUGAAUUUCUUUGCCAUUAUUCCGCUUGCUUCGCUGCUUAGUUUUGCGACUGAGGAGCUGGCUGCUACUAUGGGUCAGGCCCUUGGUGGGUUGAUGAAUGCUACGUUUGGAAAUGCCGUUGAGCUGAUUGUCAGCAUCAUCGCUCUGAAAGAUAACCAGAUCCGCGUCGUACAGGCCAGUAUGCUCGGCAGCAUUCUCUCGAACAUCCUCCUCGUACUCGGCUGCUGCUUCUUCGUCGGUGGCCUGCGCUUCCGCGAACAAAGCUUCAACAGCACUGUUGCUUCAACCAUGUCCUCCCUCAUGGCCGUGGCAUCCGCCUCGCUCAUCAUCCCGGCUACGCUCUACGCAGCAAUCUCCAACGGCACACCCAGCAAGCCUGGCGAUAGUGCCACCAGUCCGGACGACAGUGCACAGAAGAACAUCCUCAUUCUCUCGCACGGCACUUCCAUUAUUCUGCUCCUGAUUUACGUCAUGUACCUCUACUUCCAGCUCCGCUCGCACUCCGACCUCUUCGAAGAGACGAACGGCAGCGAUGCCGAGAACGCUGUCCCCGAGGAAGAGGAAGAGGAAGAAGAGCGUAUCCUCAACCCCUGGGCUGCAACUGUCGCUCUCAUUGUCGUCACCAUCCUUGUUGCCAUCUGUGCCGAUUACCUUGUCGGCAGUAUCGACAGCAUGGUCGAGAAGACAGGCAUGAGCAAGACUUUCAUUGGUUUGGUCCUCAUCCCCAUCGUUGGUAAUGCCGCCGAACACGUCACUGCCGUCGUGGUUGCAUACAAGGACAAGAUGGAUCUAGCAAUUGGCGUGGCGAUUGGUAGCAGCUUGCAGAUUGCCUUGUUCGUUACUCCCUUCCUCGUUAUCUUGGGCUGGAUCAUGGGUAUCGAAAUGACCUUGCACUUCCAGACCUUUGAGACUGUUGCUUUCUUCAUCUCUGGCCUGGUUGUCACGCUUCUUAUUCAAGAUGGAAAGUCGAACUACCUUGAGGGUGGUAUGUGUCUUGGCAUGUAUAUCAUUCUGGCGUUGGCUUUCUAUGUUUAUCCUGAUAACAUUGCUGCCUAA